Molecule: messenger RNA, 2637 nt
Organism: Colletotrichum spaethianum
Lineage: Eukaryota; Fungi; Ascomycota; Sordariomycetes; Glomerellales; Glomerellaceae
Exons: 1
Coding region: 1-2637 (878 amino acids)
Source: RefSeq, a predicted model, not a curated record
AUGUGGACUACCGCUCCACUGCCGUAUUACUCGGCCUACAAGCCAAGUCGAAGAAAGGAGAGGGCUACCACCGGCAACAAAGACGCUUCGCCGCCGCCGUCCUCCAUCAACAGCAGACAUCCACCUCCCCUUUCUCUUGUCACAGCUCAAUACCACCCCGACAACAUCACUGAUUUGUUCGAGCCUGCUCUUGAUGGACCGCCAUCACCGGAAAGGAUUCGUGCCCUGAGCAAGCAGAUGCAGAGGGCUUCGGCCGUGGACAAGCACAAGAGUCACACAACCACGUCCUCCGGUUCGUCGUCCUCACUGCGCUCACUCAACUCGGACCGAUCGUGGGAACACACCCUGGAAACCAUCACGCUCUCGAGGCGUUCUUCUGGCCGAUCAACCUCCAGCAGCAUGCCGACCCGGGACCGCCCAGAGAGCGUGCAGCUCUUUGGCAAGACCAUUUUCAACCGGAGGGCCAAGAUGAAGAGGGAAAGCAGCAGUAACCAGAGUUCUUCUGGAAGUUCUUUAUAUUCUGGUGAGCUUGCCCUUGAUGGCCCGACCUCGACAAACAAGGACCAUUUCAUCCCAUCCAUCUUCGGCCGCCGCAGGACUCUAAGACAGGACGACUUAGGUGAUGACCCGGCCAUGGGACGCAAACUGCAAAUAUCGGGCCCGUACAACUUCCAACACGUUACUCACACGCAACGGGACCACCUGCCGGACCUCCAGCGGGGCAGCCGUGCCGAACUGGUGACCGAAUUCUCCGCCAUCCGUGCCGGCCAACGGCCGACUACAGGCCAACUCAGGGGAAUCGACGUUGAAGACCUGCAUUUUUCCAACUUCUCAUCUGAAGCGCUGCACACGCAGCACGAGAGUGCGCCGGCAGGCGAAACUCACGCAGAGCCCCUUCACCGCCCACCUCCCCUUACCCGGCAUACAGGCCCAACCUCGGCGCCUAGGCGGAUGAUUAAACACUCUCGCUCUCAGGAACAACUUUACUCGAGCCCGCCACGACCAGCGCCUCCGCGGCCGCCUAGGUCACCCAUCCGCGAAGAGCCCAUGUCGCCAACUCUCCCGGGCUCGCCCGUUCCUCCACCCAGAUCAUCGAGUCGGAUCGCGAAGCACUACACUGUUUCCCAGGACUCCAUCGCCACCACCGAUAGCGCCCCGGAAAGCCCCCAGACCAGCAGUAGCUUCCAGCACCCCAGCCCUUUCGAAGUAGUACUUGAAGUCGCCGAACCCCCCGCCACUGCUCUGAGCAUCAUGUCCUCUGGCGAUGGUCCGGAGGCGCUGACGGACCCGCGGUUCUCCCACGCAAUCACAACCCCCGACGAUGCGGCAUGGCCGCUCACCGCCAGUACCACCCUCUCUUACGAGAUGGCGUUGCCGGACGUGCCUGAGGAGGAGGAGCAGUAUGUUUUGUCUAGGCGGUCCCGCGGCAGCUUGGUCAGCAUGCAGUCAUCGCUUCGAGGAAGCCAAUCUGUGCCUGUUCUACGACAAGUGGCGCAACCGCAAGACGAGUCUGAACGGCCGUCGAGCGGCGCAUCGGACACGCUGGGCAGCUUCGACAUGCUUCCUGCACAAAACGCCCUGCAGGAGGUCUUGGAAAUAGACAACGUGGCCGAAGUCUCUCACCGAGCCAGCUGGGAGGACGACAUUGAUUAUUGUUACGAGCACGAAGCCGAGGCCAACUGCGAUUAUGCCUGGGACCGCCCAUCCUUGGAUCUGGUAAGGGAGAGCUUCGUCCAGGCCCCCUUCGACACGGACGGCUUGUUUGUGGCGCCGCUGUCUGCUGGUUUGAUGCCGGCACCGACCGGGCACAUGGACAACCUCCCAGCCCUGAGCCCCGCAAGCCAAACCUCGAUCAACGGCCACGAGGCGAUUACGCCGACCAUCACGACGUUGCCUGUGAAGUCCAACUUCUCACACCCGAGAAAGGAGACGAACUACCGGGGGAACUCGCACCUCCACGUGAGGACGGCAUCGCAUGCUUCGAGCUUCAAGGAGUCCCACGGAUUCCACCUGUCGCCAUCGCUUCUCAUUCCCGGAGAUUUCCACCAACAGAUGCUGGCCGACUCGGACAUGGACGCGUACCCGCUGGAGGCAGCGAGACACAACUCGGACCACUUUUCUUUCGACGAGGAGCCCGUCCUGACGAUGGAAACCCCCGGCCUGUUCGCCAGAGACCGCGCCAGCACGUCGACGACUGGCAGCAACUCUUCGAGCCAGACCAGCUCGACCGAGGCGCGGCACACUUCGACCAACUCGACGUGGACGGCGCUGACGAGGUACACGGGAAGCACAACAUUCGAGGGAUGGAACCCCAAGUUCGAGGGCAGCGAGCACUCGCGCUCGUUCAGCGCCGACGACUUGUCCGAGCUCGCACUCGGCUCGCCCCGGGCGCGAAAGUCCACCAUGGCUCCGCUGCCCGAGUCCGAGGAAGUCCUGACCCUGUCUCGUUCCACGGGCGACAUUCGUACCGUCUCGACCCGUCUCGAUGCCAGCCAGUCCCAAGAAAACCUACCGCUCGCCAAGACCAAGGAGGCUGGCAAGCAGCACCGUCGCCAACGCGCGCAAACGCUGAGCGCCCCGCCCCCUCCCGGGCAGUACGCCCUGUUCCCGCCCAUCUACUCCGGCGGCCGCAUCUGA